Messenger RNA from Acipenser ruthenus (sterlet), 3303 nucleotides. RefSeq names its product platelet-activating factor acetylhydrolase 2, cytoplasmic-like. Gene Ontology annotation, molecular function: 1-alkyl-2-acetylglycerophosphocholine esterase activity. The record is from RefSeq and is a predicted model, not a curated record. The transcript is spliced from 12 exons. Lineage: Eukaryota; Metazoa; Chordata; Actinopteri; Acipenseriformes; Acipenseridae. The coding region runs from base 318 to 1547 and encodes 409 amino acids.
UUUAUCGAAGUCUGGCCGACGUCCCAACGCUGCUGGGAUUUGUAGUUCUGACUGUUCAUUUCACCAGUUGGAUUACACAACCCGUGCCCUGUUGUUUAACUACACGUCCCAUAAUCCCCGUCAAUUUCAUAGUGUGUUUGACGUAACAGUCAUUAUGCAAAGUUUUAAACACACCUAGGACUAUGCCUGCAGGUGGAUUGUGGGGUUAUAAAGAAAGCCAGCGAAACCGGAGAAGGGUUUGUAUAUUUUGGCCUUAAAGUACCUACUAAGUGAAGGCAGCUCCGUAGUUCCUGUGUCCUCUGCAGUUCACUCUCACCAUGGGCGUCGGGCAGUCUCUGGGGCUGCCGCCGGGUUCAGGACCCCAUCAAGUGGGCUGCACUGACGUCAUGGCGGACCACACCAGAGAGGGGAGUUUUUUCCGCCUGUACUACCCCUGCAAGCCAGAAGAGGGCGUGGAGGAGCAUCCCCCAUGGAUCCCCAAGUAUGAGUAUGUUGUGGGGAUGGCAGACUACAUGAGCCUCAACAAGAGAUGGUGUGUCCCCCUGCUGAACCUUGCAUUCGGGUCGCUCCGGGUGCCUGUCAGCUGGAACGCUCCCGUGAUUCCCGGACGCAGGUUCCCACUCAUCAUCUUCUCCCACGGCCUGGGAGCUUUCCGAACUCUGUACUCUGCCGUGUGUCUGGCGAUGGCUUCACACGGCUUCCUAGUGGCUGCAGUGGAGCACAGAGACCAAUCAGCCUGUGCCACCUACCACUACCAGAAGGGACCCCCAGAGUCUCCCCACGACCCCCUGCACGAGGAGUGGGUUCAUUACCGCAGACUGGAGCAGGGAGAGAAGAAGUUCAAACUGCGGAACUGCCAGCCUGGUCAUGUGACCUCCAAAACACAAACAGGGCUUCAGACAGAAAGACAAGAACAGAGGGGGGUUCACCAGCGAGUGGAGGAGUGUGUGCGGGCGCUGGACCUCCUGAGUGACAUUAACAGUGGGAAGAGCAUCCCUGAUACCCUGCAGUGUCACUUCGACCUGGCCAGCCUCAAGGACUGCGUGGAUCUGCAGCAGGUGGGGGUGAUGGGACACUCGUUUGGGGGAGCAACCUCUCUGGUGGCCCUUGUCAAGGAUGCCCGGUUCAGGUGUGCCGUUGCUCUGGAUGCCUGGAUGUUCCCCAUCGAGAAUGAGCUCUACCCCCAGGUGAGGCGGCCGGUCUUCUUCAUCAACACCGAGAGCUUCCAGACCACAGACAGCGUGGGCAAGAUGAGCCGCCUGCUCGCAGCCUGCAGCCCAAGCCGGAUCAUCACAGUGCUCGGGACGGUGCAUAAGAGCCACACUGACUUCUCGUUCCUGACGGGGGCGCUGCUGAGCAGAUUUGUCGAGACCAGGGGCAGGCUAGAGGCCGAGAAGGUUCUGGAGAUCACCACCAGGGCGGCGCUAGCGUUCCUGCACAGACACCUGGAUCUGGAAGCAGACUUUGACCAGUGGGAUGCCCUGGUUGAAGGCAAAGGGGAUGAUGAUGUCAUUCCUAAUGCCCCUUCCUGCCUGAGCAGCCUAUGAGGGAGCACCUCCUCUUGUGAUUCCUCGUUCCAAUUGGUCACUCUUGAAAGGACAGUCCCCAGCCUGUCUAUAUCACAGGCAGCCCUUGUUUCUGUGUGGAGAGUCAGCGCACUCCCUCCCCCUCAUGAAGACACACAGAAUUUGCAGUGAAAGGAUGCCACAGUCUGAGAUCAGUCCUGCUCAGAUUUACAAUGGAAUACAGUUCCGUGGUGUGUGUUUGCCACAUCACCUGGCUUUCCAUGCAAAGAAAGAAAGAGAAAGAAAUACGGUAGUUAGUGUAGCUUCAGGGACACAAGCUUCCUCCCCAUUGAAACCAGCUUUCAGCUGUUGAACUGUGUGAGCCUGUGGCAUCUGAUAGGACAUGAGUGGAUGACUAAGAGUUUUCAAUUGGUGACCCGCAAAUUGACAUUAAAACCUGCAGACCCGCGACAGUCAUUGUACAACCUGCAAAAGAAAUCUGAUGUGUAAGAUCACUGUGUGGGUGAUGUGUGUACCCUUCAUACACUGACGGGUUCCUAACUCAAGUUGCAAAUUAUAUCAUUUUAAACGUAUCAUUUUAAAAAUUAUAUCAUUUUAAAUGAACCAAUGAUGUUGUUUUCUUUUGUUGAUUGGAAAGUGGACCACUCCUGCUGCAAUGGACUCCUUGGUUUCUAUUUGAAUUGUAUACUGGAGAAGAAUGUGUGCACCCUUGGAAUUGGCACACAGUUACAGACCAGUCAACUCAUUUCCAAAGCAGCCCAACAGCUUCAGCAAAAGCAGGAGGCUUUAUGCCAACAGAUUUUUUUUUCUAUAUAAAGUUAUACUUCAAAUACCCUCAAAUCAACAAAAAGGGGCUCUUGAUAUAUUGCAUGGGUGUUUUUUUUUUUUUUUUUGUAAGUUGCAUUAUGGAUUGUGUGCUGUUUGAGCUACUGUUUGAGUACAAGCACAGAUUCAGUAGCUCUGCUAAGCUGUACUAAGGUUAGACUUUCAUACAGCAUACAGCCCUCUCUUUUAGAUACUGGUAUAGGAGAAAAUAUACAAAGAAAACCCUAAUGAUAAAACAUUGUGAUUUUAUUGAAUUACUGAAAGUUGUAAAUAUUAAUCAAUUCCCCCCAAAAAACAGUCGAUGGUGUUCAAUAGCACAGCUGGGCCAAGGUCAGUCUGGUUCAUGCAGUUCUGUUUUCUUUAUGGGUGUAACCGGUGCUAUUCACAGAACAUCCACAAGGUGGCGCCCGUGCUCAAUCCCUUCUCUGAUGGAGACUUCAUUGGCUCUUCAGCCCAGGUGAUGUCAUAAUCCACCAGUCAGCAGACCUGUUUAGGAACCCUUUGGAGUUCUGAGGUAAAGAGAAAGAAUCUGCCUGCAGCACCUUCACCAGUUUAGACUGUAGCAUGCUCUGCAGGACUGAAUCUGUCUUGAUCCCUUCAUUCACUGUGGAAUUGGCUUUUUGUUCAUAUUGCAAUAACAACUAUAAAUAACAAAAAACGUCAGGUCACAUAUCUCUCCUCCUUAAAUGUGCCAAAGAAUGUCCUAAAGAAGCUUGAUUAAAAUGAGAUAAGCCAUUCUCCAGAUAUCCCUAUGAUAUCCCCCCAUCCCCAUGGCUGGAUAAUAAAUCUGUUUUUUUUCUUUUGUUUUACUGUUUUUAUUGUACUUAUUGUUUUAUUGUACCAGUAUUAAAUGUUUUUCUUUGUUGUUAAGUGCCUUGAAAUGGCUUGCCAUGAAAGGGGCUUUAUAAAUACCUUUUGAUUUGAUUAAAGGGGAUAGACUUUUUAAAAUGAU